AUGAUAUUAAAAGUGGACAAACUGACCUUGAACGACUUAAGAGAUCUAUGCCAGUCCUGUGGUCUGGAUACUCAUGGUAACAAAGAAGAGUUGGGGGAUAGGUUGAGCACACUUUUCUGUGAAAGAAAUAAUGUCUCACCUGCCCCUGGUUAUAAUAACCUAAAUGAAAAUGAUGGGGUUUUAGAAAUUACAGAAGACUCUGGACCUGCUUUUAGUGACCCAGGAGUUAUGCGAUGUGAUAGUGGUAAAACCCUGGAUAUGAGUGAUAUCGGCUCUGAAACUGAGCUGCCCCCUGGUAAUGGCCCUAAAUUAGGGGAAUCGGUUGGGAAUAACACUGGGUUUCCUAGUUCUUUUAAAGGAAAAGGGAAAACUCGUGAUGUGACAAAGAAUGAAAAUCCUGUUCCACAGGACAGUAAUGAGUUCUGCUCCAUUAGAGAGGAGAUUGAGUCACGUGCAGUUAUGUUGCGCCUUGCAAAUGAUAAGGGUUGGAAAGUUGCGUUGCAGGUAGUAGGCUGUAAUGACAAAAUGAUGCAAAAGUAUAAGGAUCAGAUUGGUACGGCAACCCGAAUGUGGGUGUCACAAACUAACCUUUGGAGAUAUACUAAAAGAUCCAAUAAGAAAACAAAAAGAAAGUACACUGACUCGUCAUCUUCUGAAUCAGAAGAUAGAGGUUUUAAAUCUCAAAGCUCCUCGGACCUGGUCACAUGUUACAACUGCGGGGGAGUUGGUCAUAUAUCCCCAAACUGCCCUCGACUAAUGCAAAAGAAUUGCCAUCUAGACCAAGAUCCAAACAAGACAAUUGACUACACUCAGGUGCAGAAGCAAGAAAUGACAAUGUUACAAAAGAGUGUAGUCGAAUCAGUAGUAGGAAAGAUACACACCUCAGUAGCCCUAAACUAUUGGCGCAUAAAAAUAAAACCUUCCCCUAUAAUAUUAGAUUGGUUAGAAAAUGGUGUGCCUCUUUGGCCAAGAGGAGUUUUACCAUUAGCAAUAAGCCCAGACCCCAAGCAAUAUCCUCUAACAACAGAACAGUCAGAUUGGAUCAACCAUUCCUGGGUAGAUAUCCAUAUAGACAAUCGUGUAGCUCUAAGUAUGGUCACCAAAGGUGGAAAACUGCCUUGGCAGAAGGAAGUACUCCGGGAACUUUGGGAGUUACUAGACAAACACGAUAUUUGGAUAAACGAAACCUUUUGGGUUCCUUCUCUAGAAAACCCUGCAGACAAUUUAACUCGGGUCUUAGACCCUUCCGACUGGAAGCUUUCUCAAAGGGUAUUUACCAUAUUAGAGAAAAAAUGGGGCCCGCAUACAAUAGAUCCAUAUAGUUCAAGAGGGUUCCACAGCAACUGUCAUCAUUCCAAAGUGGCACUCCGCAGAAUGGUGGCCGAUAUUAAUGCACCAUCUAACCGAUUACAUGGACAUGCCUCCACCUUGGAUAACCUUCGAAAAAGGGGCUUCAGGGCAGGUAGAACCAUUAAGAAACCUGAAAUGGCAAUUCAUGGCAGCCAGAAUAAAUUAGUAGCGGCAUUGUUGGAAAAAGCACAUUGUUUGAUUAGAAAGGCUUGCUCUAAAAAUUGGAACAUCCGCCUUGAUAGAGCUUGGAAAACCUUUGUUAAUUUUUGUAAAAUCACAGGUCAAAAUGCCUUUCCGUCUUCAGAAAAAACUCUCCUAUCAUGCCUAAUUUGGCUUGACUUAACUGAUGCUAUUUCAAACUGUUCUGAUAUAUUAGCAGCAGUGUCAAGGGAGCAUUUAGAGUCAUCUUUACCAGAUCCCUCAAAAACAUAUAAUGUAAGGAAAGCAUAUAAGGCACUCAUGAAAGAAUCACGUAAAGAGCAUGAACCAGAAUGGCCACGUGAUCCUUUGCCUAUUUUUGCAUUGCACCAGUUUGUUACAAAUAAACCGCUGUAUAUGGAUGAAACUAUGUGGAUACGUGAUGCAACUCUCAUUGCAAUUGGUCUAAGAACUAUGCGUCGCCCCUCAGAAUUGUGCAAAAUGAAGUUAAAUGAUAUUAGACUUU
Messenger RNA from Cetraspora pellucida, 2014 nucleotides. Lineage: Eukaryota; Fungi; Glomeromycota; Glomeromycetes; Diversisporales; Gigasporaceae. The record is from the annotation of a GenBank genome assembly.